Messenger RNA from Chaetomium fimeti, 573 nucleotides. RefSeq lists its product as uncharacterized. Lineage: Eukaryota; Fungi; Ascomycota; Sordariomycetes; Sordariales; Chaetomiaceae. The transcript has a single exon. The coding region runs from base 1 to 573 and encodes 190 amino acids. The record is from RefSeq and is a predicted model, not a curated record.
AUGCGCUUCACCACCACCCUCACCACCCUCACCACCCUCCUCCUCACCACCCUCUCAACCGCCCUCCCAGCCAACCCCAUAAUCCGCCAAACCACCUGCCCCCGCCUCCACCCGCCCUCCACCCCACGCCUCAACCUCCUCAACCGCCCCGACCUCGGCAUCACCACCACCCAAACCCUCACCUUCACCCUCCCCGUCCCAGACAACACCCCAGCCGACAUCAACAACAACACCCCGCUCCCCGGCGGCCCCUGCACCCUCCGCGCCGUCUUCCCCCCACACUGGGAAGUCAUCGACACGAGCGCCCAGGCCGGCGGCGCGCCGCUGGCCGUGGACGUGUACGCCGUGGACGGGCCGGCGGCGGGGGCGCUGGUGGGGACGGUGAGCUUUGCGGUGGACGCCGGGGGCGAUGAUAUGGGCAGGGAGAGGGUGGUGGUGGUGAAUUCGUUCGCGUGCCGGGAGAGGAUGGCGUACAGGUUUGAGCUGGCUGGGGUUGGGGAGGUGGGGUUUGUGAAUGGGUUUGAUGAGGGGUUGGGGGUGGAGGGGGGUUUGGAGAUGGUUGUGGGUUGUUAA